Paramecium pentaurelia is the source of this 1788-nucleotide messenger RNA. NCBI's taxonomy places the organism in Eukaryota, Ciliophora, Oligohymenophorea, Peniculida, Parameciidae. The record is from the annotation of a GenBank genome assembly.
AUGUUACCCUAAUCAGAAUCAAAUCUAUAAGAACAGGAAAAAAAUAAUUAUAAUGGAUAUUUCUAAUAAAAUAUGCGAGUUUCACAAAUUUAAGAGUAGAAUAAUACAUAGACAAGAUCAAGAUUCUAACCAACUAUUUCUUAACCUUUGUCUUAUAGUUUACGUAGAAAAACAGACUAUCCUUAAUAAUAUAUGAAUUCUAAUUCUUAAGCUUAAUAAUUAGCUCCAACAUAGGAUAAUUAACAGUAAUUAAAAGAGAAAGAUUUUUAAGAAGCAUAUGAUGAUGAUGAUUAAAUAGAAGGCAAUUUGAUAUUAGCUAAGAAAGAUUUUAAAGCGUUUGACUUAAAUAAAGAACUUAUUUGUGAGAUUAAGACAUUGCAUAAGAUGAUUAAAUUAUCAGAAACAAAAAUCUAGUAGUUGCCUGGAAUGAUUAGUAUAAAAAAAGAAGAUCAAACAAAUGAUUAAGACCUUAAUAGAGUAGGAGUAGAUUUAGUAAUAUAUUUGAAUUUAUAAUAGAUUUGUUUAAUUGAUAGAAGCUCGAGUAUGAGAGGGUAAAAAAUGGAGACAGUAAAAUCAAGUUUAAAAGUUCUAUUAAAAUAUCUAACCGAAAAAGAUCGUUUAUAACUAAUUACCUUUAACGAUAAUGCUCACAGAUUAACCCCAUUAAGAAGAACAACAGAAAAUAACAAAAAGUAAUUUAUAACAAUUGUUGAUAAAAUUUAUGCUUAAGGAGGAACACAAAUAGCCUCAGCAACUGAGAUUGCAUUUCAAUAACUAAAAGGGAGGAAAUAUAAAAAUAAUGUAAGCUCUAUCUUUUUACUUUCUGAUGGUCAAGAUAAUUCUGCCACUUAAUCAAUAUAGAAAUAAUUACAAUCAAUUGAUGAAGAAUUUACUAUCCAUUCGUUUGGAUUUGGUGAGGAUCAUGAUGCAGCUAUGAUGACAUCUAUUUGUAAUUUGAAACAUGGAAGCUUUUAUUUUGUGUAGAAUAUAUAUUUAUUGGAUGAAUUUUUUUUAGAUGCUUUAGGGGGUUUGAAAUCAGUUGUGGGGGAGAAAUUAUAAGUUAAAGUUAAUUUAAGACCCCCUGAAAUCUUAAAAGAUUUAAAGAUAUCUAAGACUUAUGGAAAUAUGUGGAUAAAUAAGGAGAGUCAUUAUGAGAUUGAUCUUCCUGUAUUGAUUGAAGGAUAAAGAAAAGAUUUUGUAUUUGAAUUGGAAUUACCUUGUUCAAAUGCAUAAAUCUAAGAUAAUCAAAGAAAUCCUUAGAUUAUGGAAGUUCAGCUAUAAAUUACUGAUCCAUUAACGAAAGAUAAAAUUUAGAAAUUUGCAAGUCUUGCUUUGACUAUAUUUCAUCAAGAUGAACAAAUAAAUUAAAAUGAAGAAGAUAUAGAAGUUCUUACAUAAUACAAUAGAGUGAUAGCAGCUUAGGUAAUUGAUGAUGCAAGAAAGUCCUGCUAAUAAGAAAAAUACUAAGAAGCUCAAAAUAAAUUAGAUGAUGUUUUAAUAAAAUUUCAAGCAAAUCAACAAUUCUCUUCUUAAAAUCCUUAACUUAUUUAAGAUUUAUAAUAAGCAAAAUAAGCAUCUCAAAAAUAAACCUUUAGCACAUAUGGUUAUGGAUAAAUGAUAUAAUUGAGUAGCAAUAGUUAUUAAUAACAAGGGGUCAAUUCAAUUUUCUCAUCUAAUGGAUAGCAGUAAUAAUAAAAUUUAAGAUUAUCAUCUUUUUCUAACAGAUUGUAAACUUCAAUGGUAAAUUAACUGUAAUUACGGAAAACUUAAGAGAAAUAAGAAUUAUGA